Molecule: messenger RNA, 2637 nt
Organism: Bursaphelenchus okinawaensis
Lineage: Eukaryota; Metazoa; Nematoda; Chromadorea; Rhabditida; Aphelenchoididae
Source: the annotation of a GenBank genome assembly
AUGUUCUCCUUAUUCUCGAGCCGAAAGAAAGUUGUGCCCGUCAGGGUAACGACCAUGGAUGCUGACAUCACCGCCAUCAAUAUUGAGGUAGGUGUUUUUAAUUUAAAAAAUCUUUUUUCGAAGCUAAAAUUGUUUUAUCUAUCUAUUUUUAAAUGUAUUACAAUUGUUUGUUUUACUUGUGUAAUAUUUUUAUAGCCUGACUGGACUGGAAGACAGUUAUUUGAUGCUGUAUGCCGUAUCAUUGGUCUGCGAGAGAUAUGGUACUUCGGGCUACAGUUUGUGAACAAGAGUAACAUCUCAGUUUGGCUUCAGAUGGAGAAGUUGGUAAGUAUUCCUAUUUCUUUGAUCAAUGUUUAGAUUGCUGAACAAAAUGUGAUCAAAGACGAUUCUGGAGCCUAUCACUUCUACUUCUUGGUCAAGUUCUUUCCAGAAUCCGUAGAAGAAGAGCUGAUUCAGGACAUAACUCGACAUCUCUUCUUCCUCCAGAUCAAGCAGAGUAUUCUGAAGGAAGAUCUGUAUUGUCAAGCAGAAGCUGCUGUGCUACUGGCAUCGUACGCAGUUCAAGCGAUGUAUGGUGAUGCUUCUGAAGAUAUAGAGUUGGAAUUGGACAAGUUGUUGCCAUCUACGGUCAUCAGUCACUAUCACAUGUCCAAAGAGAUGUGGGAGGAAAGGUUGAGGAAGUGGUGGGCUAACAAUAGUGGAUUGUCUACGUAUGUUGGAUUAAAUAUUAUAUUAUAGUAUUUUUUUCUUUGUAAAUCUGGAUUUUUUAAAGCACAAAUGAUGUUUAAUUUUGUUUAAUAUUAUGACAAUGUGUUAGUGAAGACGCCGAGAUGGAGUACCUACGAGUAGCUCAAGAUUUGGACAUGUAUGGAAUACAAUACUAUCCCAUAUACGUAAGCUUACAAUCUCUAUGAUAAUAUUGUUUUAGAAUCAAAAAGACACAAAUCUGUUGUUGGGAGUGUCAGCUCAAGGUAUUGGCAUAUACGAAACUCACAACCGGCUGUCACCGAGACCUUUCUUUCCGUGGAGUGAAAUCAAGAAUAUCUCGUUCAAAAGUAAAGAAGUAAGUUUGAUUUGUUUACUAUACUGUAAAAUCUUCAAUUUUUUUAAAUUUUAGGUAAUAGUUUAUAUUGUAAUUUGUUAUAAUUAAAUUAUUUACUUAUUACAAUUUAAUUUGUACUUGCUUUAGUUUUGUAUCUGCAACGUUGACAAAAGCAAACUCAAGUUUCGAGCUCAAGAAAUGUCGAUUAAUAUGUCAAUCUUGGAUCUGUGUAUAGGUACCCACAACUUGUACUUGAGGAGAAGACAACCCGACCUUCUUGAGGUUCAGCAGAUGAAGAUUCAAGCGAAAGAACAACGUCAGAAGAGAUUGGCAGAACAGACCAAGCUUCUGAAGGAGAGAGAACGACGGAUUCAGGCAGAAGCUGAGAGAGACAAGUACAAGAAUGAAGUGGCAUUCAUGUCAGAACAGCUCACAACGAUGCAGGUAUGUACUGUUUGCUUAUUUUGAUUAAAAAUUUAUAUUAAUUUUUAAAAUAAUAAGUAAAUGUUGUCUGAUAAUAGCAUAUUAUGCUAUAGUAUCAUAUAAGCCUUCAGGAUUUCAUCAAGACAAGUGAUGAAUCUCAUCGUUUGGCUACCGAGAAGCUGGAACAGGAGACGUUAGCUUAUUCGAAACGUUGUAGCGAGGCUGAGGCAGAAGUUCAAAGAGUCAAAUUGUCGAAAGUUCAGGUAAUAAGGGCAUUUUGUCUACCUUUAGUUUAUUUUUAUUUGAAGAAGGUGCAGUUUUAUUUCUAAAAACUAUAACUUCAAGCUUCUGUUUGUGUUGCUUACUUUGCGUUGAUUAACAGGACGAUCGCUUCUAUCAGUUUCCAUCGAAUCACGCUGUUCCGUACGAUCUGAAUCCGAAGAGAUUCAGAAGCCAGGUGUUUAUCAAUGAAUUGGUUCAGGUACUUUUACUUUUAACAAGUAAUUUCUGUUACAAACUGGUCAAAAAGUCAAUAGAAUAACCUACUAUGGCCAAUCUACAAAACUUUUGUGUUUCUAUUUACUUUUUGACCAGUUAUAUUGCUUUUUACUUAUUUCAUACUAACAAUACAUUGUUUUUAAACACAUUUGUUUUACUUUUAUUGUAUUUAAACUACUCCAAUUACAGUAUGCCCCGCCAUACGGUAACGAAAACGUAGAGCCCCAACUCCGCCACUCUCACUCGACUAUGCAUCAUCUCAGCCAAACGUCAGAGAUGGUGCUGAAGGAGAACUUUGUGCACCGCACCGCUUCCAAUGGGAUGACAUCCUCGUAUAUUCAAGAAGACGAGCCUCCUGUCAAUAAUAAUGGCAGCACGGUCAUGUUGGACGAGGAAAUCCAGGAUCUCUGUGCCGAAAUCGAGAAAACAAAGUAAUUAGAGGCUACGGUAAUUAGGUUGUUUUCAGAAUCGAGAAUUCGGAGAGGAACCGCGAGCUGAAGGAGAGGUUAUCGCAUCUGAGACAGGAAAUUGAUGUCCUCAAGAAGCAGGACAGCAUCACCGAGCACGAUCGAGUUCACGCCAACAACGUGCAGAUGGGGCUGGACAAGUACUCGGCUUUGAGGAAGGUAGGUCAAUGUCAAGAUUUCGAGAAGGGUCAGCAAUUUUUUAAAUAA